Molecule: messenger RNA, 2507 nt
Organism: Labrus mixtus (cuckoo wrasse)
Lineage: Eukaryota; Metazoa; Chordata; Actinopteri; Labriformes; Labridae
Gene: efcc1
Product: EF-hand and coiled-coil domain containing 1
Exons: 8
Coding region: 161-2083 (640 amino acids)
Molecular function (GO): calcium ion binding
Source: RefSeq, a predicted model, not a curated record
UCAAAUCUGAGCUAUGUUUUAACACACGCCUCGUUUCUGCUGCGCCAGUCUGCUCCAGGUUUCUAGUGAGGGGGAUGAACACGAAACACAUUGGACGUUAUAGAAGAAGCAAAAAAGUAACCGGGCAAAGUUUGUGGAAAUAUGAUGUUGCUCUGCAGAAAUGAUGGAUGCAAAAGACUCCAUUGAUCCAUACAGCCGACCAGCGCGCAGGACACAAUGGAUAGUCAGCACUCUGGCUUACCAUUACGGACUGGACCGGGGAGUGGAGAACGAAAUCAUUGUUUUGGCAACCGGACUGGAUCAAUACCUCCAGGAGAUUUUCCAUCAUAUCGACUAUCAAGGAGGUGGGAAGAUCCCUGUGGAGGAUUUUAACAUCUUGUGUAAAGUUUUGGGACUGAACAAAGACGCGGAGGAUACAGAAUGCGCCGGGGUGCCGGACAAUUUACCCAGCGAGCUCACCUUCAGACACUUCCACGCCAAACUGUGCGGACACUUCAGCACCAAGGCGGGCUGUCAGUAUGAGAACGGUCGGCUGCUGGUCGGGAAAGACAGCGAGCACAUAGAGACUCAGAUCCGCCUCAGAAGCCCUCUGAGGAGGCGAGAGAAGCUUCUGUCUGUGGGUGUGAGCGAGGGCUCGUGUUCCUCCACGGAGGGACGGCACGCCUCUGGCUGCAGACUUGGAUCCUGCUCCAAAGAGUGCUAUGAGGAGAUAGUGGCACUGGAGGAAGCAGAGGACCGGGUAGCCAAACUGGAAGACGAGAAUGCAAGUUUGAGGGAGCUGAUAGAGGAUAUGCGAGCUGCACUUCAGAGCAGUGAUGCCCGCUGUUUAGCUCUGCAGGUAGGACUAUGGAAAAGCCACUCCAAACACAAACCAGAGGAGGGCUGUUUUGUUGCCCAGCAGAAACAAUCUUCCCCGCAAAGUAUGAGCAACACAAACCUGAAAGGCAGCACCUACAGUAACCUGACGAGUCUGCAGAACCUUAUCCAAGAGAUAGAGCUUCUGCAGAAUUCCAGAGACAGACAGGUAGAGGAGGCAAUGCUGUGCAGUCAGAGACUGGAGAAGGAACUGUGGAGCUCUAAAGAGACUGUGGCUGCUCUGGAGGACUGCAACCAGUCCUUGAAGAGGGAGCAGGUGGGCAUGAGGAGGAAGGUGGAGGAGGCCAGGCAGGCGCUGCUCAGUGGCCUGAGUAAGGUGAAGGAACUGGAGGCCAAGGCCAGUCAUGUUCCAGCCCUGCAGAGACACAUCCUCCAGCUGGAAUCAGAGCUCCUGUACUACAGGUCGGAGGUGACAAAACUACAACUCCCAAGCAGCACCGGUGCAGCGCCGCCCCUGAGUGUUGGCAGCAGGCCGGGCCAAAGAUGCUGCUCGGGGUCCCAACAUGACCGCUGCUCACCAACAGGACGAGCUGUGACGACCCCGGAUAAGAUGGAGGAGCAGCUUUUUCGGUCUGUGGAGGGCCAGGCAGCUUCUGACGAGGAGGAGGACAAGUGGACCGGAGAUCAGCAGAGGCAGGUGGCUGAAGUGAAGAGGAUCUUAACCAGGCUGUCCUGCUGUGGGGAAAGGUGCGACGAUAAGGCAUUCAAGAAGCUGAUGUCUAAUUUCGGGAGCUCGAGGAGCGAGGAGAGCUGCAGUGCUGUGGUGGAGCUUCUGGAGAGAGUGACCAGGUUGCAUAAACAGCUCGAGCUGAAGGAGAGCCAGGCAGAGAUCGACAUGGACCAGAUGAAGGACUCUCUGUUGCAGGAGCUGCAGCAGAAGGCCGAGGAGACUGAGCUGCUUCAGAUGGAGCUGCAGAUGCUGGAGACAGAGAGGGUCCGUCUGUCGCUGGUGGAGGAGAAACUGGUGGACAUCCUGCAGCUCCUCCAGCAGCUCAGAGACCUGAACGUCUCACGCAGGUCUCUGGGGAAGAUCUUGCUCAGCACUUUGGAGUCUUGUAGCGACCCGCAACACGGGAAAGCCCACAUUCUGGAGGUGCUCAACGCUCUCUAUCACGAACUGGCUGCCUGUGAGAUUCUGUCAACUGGCGGCCCUUUGGAGCGAACACAGAGUCAGCAGUCUCUGAACGCCCUCAUCAUCUCCUGCUAAACAUCACUGCCUCCUGCUGGGCCAAUCACCAACCAGCAGCCUUUUUAAAGGACACUGAAAAGUUGAACAGUUGUCAUAAACCAAGCUAAUUACUGUGUAUAGUGUAUCAUAUGUCUCAUAUAUAUUCCUCAGGCCCUAUUAUCUAUAAAGGGAUGUUAGUCUAGAAAGUUAAUUAGUGCAGCAAAAGACUUUCUACAUAUAAAGGAAAUUCUUUCUUAUAUAUUUUUUCAAGAUUUUUAUAUUGCACAUAACUCAUUCAUGUUUCAAUAAGGAUUUUUCCCCCAGUGAAGAGUUCUGAAUGUGAAUAUGUUGAUUUAAGCUAACCCUGAUGUAUCAUGUCAACUGGUCUGUGAAAUGUAUCUGGACAAAAACAUCCCUUAUAGAACUGAAUAAAUUCAUCUCAAUCUUGGAGAUUCAUCAAACA